Molecule: messenger RNA, 267 nt
Organism: Perkinsus marinus ATCC 50983
Lineage: Eukaryota; Perkinsozoa; Perkinsida; Perkinsidae
Product: transposable element tc3 transposase, putative
Exons: 2
Coding region: 1-267 (88 amino acids)
Molecular function (GO): nucleic acid binding
Source: RefSeq, a predicted model, not a curated record
AUGCAAGACAAUGCUCCGUCCCAUGCCAGCAAGUUCACGAGGGAUUAUCUGGACAAGCAAGGCUUCAGACGCGAGAAGCUGAUGACCUGGCCACCCAACUCACCGGACUUGAAUCCGGUGGAACAUUACUGGAGUAUUUUGAAGAAGAAAUUGUAUAAGGAAGCCUUUUUUAACGUGGACUUCCUAUGGCAUGUCAUCGAGGCCGCUGCCAAGACUGUGACUCAUCCAAGAUACAGGCGCUCACAGAAUCCGUUGACAACCGCCUGA